UGUAAUACUUCCAAACUCAUAGGUUUAUCGAUUGUUUUUAAAUUCAGACGUUCAAAACAUACCACCAAAUUAGUGAUAAUGUUUUUGUUAUAAUAAUUUUUUUAAUUUUUUUAUUGGCAUGUCUAAAUUGGUGUAACCAUAAGUGCGUGUGUGUUUUUAUUUGUUUUUAUUGUAUUGCUCUGACGUCAUUAUUUUAUCGACAUCGCUAACGACGCAAUUACGUUCUUUUAUUUUAAAAAUGGAUUUAGAAUGAAAGUAUUAGUUAUUAAAAAGAUAAACCAAAAAUGUCAGCGGAGUCACCGCGGCAUCUCCGUUCUGGCGGGCCACUCACCGUGCCAGCGCAGCCACCGAGCGAUCGCAGCAUCAUAGACGCAGUCUCUGGCUUCAUCAAUGAUGUUACCCUGUCAUCAUCAUCCAAUGUCGAUCCAAAGGAUGUGAUUCAGUGGGCUCGGUUUGAAACAGCUGACAUAAACGAGCCAACACCUGAAGGCGAUGACAAUGACGUACCCCCUCUGUUGCUGAUUUUGGGUUAUGGUUCUGGAGUCCAGGUGUGGCUUAUCCCACCUCAUGGUGAGGCUCAGGAGGUGUUGUCAUGGCGACAAGGCACAGUCAGGGUGCUGCGAAUACUGCCCACUCCUCAGUACAAUGACUGUUUUGCUUCAAAGAGACCACUCAUAGCCCUGUGUGAUUCAGCCAGCCCGGGACCUGCUUUCUGUUCACUUAGUUUUCUGUCAAUACGGGGAGGAGAACAGGUGAAAAGCAUAAAAUUCAAGAACCCAAUUUUGGAUGUGCUAGCCAACAAGCGUUCAGUGGUGGUGUCGUUCUCGGAGCGAUUCGCAGUGUUUGACGCGGCCACAUUAGAGGACAGGCUUGCUGUUACGACAUGUUACCCAUGUCCGUGUCCCUUGGGCGGAGCUUCACCCAUCAACCCGCUUGCUCUGGGAGACAGGUGGCUUGCGUAUGCCGACAAGAAGUUGAAUCCAUCCAAACGCAGCAGUGGAGGUUGUGAAAGUGAGGGUGUUACCAGCUAUACUGCGACGGUAUUGCAUGCCGCCAAGUCGCUGAGCAAGGGUCUGCGUGGGCUCGGCGAGAGCGUGGCGCAUAGCUUGGCCGGUGGCCGCACCUCGUCUCAGUCUCCGUCACCACCGCACUCCGACCUGCAGCAGCCCGGGGUCGUCACCGUGCUGGACAUAGAGAGUAACGAGGAUGAAGACAGCCAAGAUUGCGAAGAGCCGUGCGACCCGAUUGUGGCGCACUUCAUAGCGCACUCGGAGGCCGUGACCGCCCUGAAGUUCGACCCGAGCGGCAUGUUGCUGGUGACGGCUGACAGACGCGGCCACGACUUCCACGUGUUCCGCAUCAACCCGCACCCCUGCGGCCCCAACCUGGCUUCAGUGCACCAUCUCUACAUCUUGCACAGAGGCGACACUACGGCUAAAGUGCAGGACAUAGCGAUAUCUGGUGACUCCCGGUGGACGGCGAUAUCGACCCUGCGCGGCACAACGCACGUGUUCGCCAUCAGCCCGUACGGCGGCGCGUGCGGCGUGCGUACUCACACACUUCCGCGUGUCGUGAACCGUCUGUCGCGCUUCCAUCGCUCGGCCGGCCUGCCGAUACACUCCGCCACUGCGCACACGCCGCUGGCGGACGGCUGGCUGCCGGGCGCGUGGUUCCCCAACCCGCGGCUGCCGCCCUACCCGCUGCCCGUCACGUGUGCCGCGCUGGCGCAGCUGCGCCCGUCACACAACCUGACGCACACCAUCACCAGGACCAGCGCGGGUCGUCAGCGUCUGUCGUCGCUAUCAGAAGACAACAACGCGGCACCUCUACUCGGACGCGCGUGGUUCGGUCCCGCUCAGAGUUCUACCAGCGGCAAGGGAUGCGCCGUGCCGCUGUAUUUGAUGUCCGCCACUGGCUCGCUGCUUCAUCUACUGCUGCACCCCACGCAUAGCAGAUCGGUACCGAAAGAGAAGAUCUGCGACGAGUCUCCAAUAGAGGUGGGAGUGGAAGCAGUGUCCCAGUGGUGCCUCCAGCGCACCGCAGCCAGCAGUGAGCUGCUCGCACCUCUCCCUCCCUCCAGCCCGCUGCUGCAGCCGCUCUCCUGCCGGAGAUGUGCGGAUAUGUAUAUGAGCGAAGAGGAGCGGUGGCUGUCCCAGGUGGAGAUCGUGACCCACGCGGGGCCCCACCGGCGACUGUGGAUGGGGCCACAGUUUGUCUUCAAGACAUAUAAUUGUACAGGGUCGAACUCGUCACUUUCUGAAGCAGAGACGGUGGAGGUGGAGACGACGGCGGUGGCCGCUGGUGGAGGAGGUGGCUCCCGCACCGCCACCUCCAAGCCAGUCAACAUGCCCGGCGUGCGGCCAAUCGUGCCCGUGCUCAUCGAUUCAGGAUCUGCCAGUUCCCUGGAACACUCACCGUCAGACAGUUUGCGCCGCAAGUCGCUGCUGUCGGAGGGCCGUGCGACGUCAGUUUGCGACGUGCAGCUGCGGGAGGACCUUGCUGAGGCCAUGAAGGAGGAUCAUGGGCUGGCGUGGGAGGAGCGAUUGGAGGUGCGAGAUGUGCGUCGCAGCCCUGGCAUAGUGCGUGCGGUCGACCCCAUCGGCACAGUGGUCGCGCCGCCAGUCACCGAAGAGCCGCAACAUUACGACCCUGAUGCGUACACGCGCUCCAACGACGAUGAAGCUAAAUUUCGCCCGGUGGUUCGCGCCCCCGCUGCUCCUCUUCCCCCAGAUAUCCUCAUCCGUCCUCUUCCUGUCACCACAACAAUACCCGUUCAAAACAUCUCACCUUUGGAGAUGUCUCCGGAUGAUGAGCCCCUUCCGCUUAAGACAGAUGUCGUCAUCCCUGCAGAAUUAACUAGGGUACGCUCGUGGUUGCCCAAUAUGGAAACUGAAAUCGCUGAACCUAAAAUGUUUGGAGUAUCAGUUAGUGAGGAACGUCAAAGAGAAGUAGCCAAUGUAGUUUGUUUAGAUAGAAAAAAUUUAGAGAAUAAGAUGACAAAUAAAGAUCUCGAAUGUACGAAAGUUAGACAGAAUUUUAGUGUGAAAGAGAAGAGUGAAAGGACUUUAACGCAAGUUGAGGUAAAGAGCGAUAACGUAAACAUAUCACUGCCAAAAUGUAAUCGGACGUCGGAUGACAUUCAGCCGAUGCCUCAAACUAGGGUUAAGAAAAAUCCCACCAAUAAAAAUUGCAAUGAUAAACUCGAAAUAUGUGAUAAUAUUAAAGAUAAGAAAUCGACAGAAAGUGAUUUGAAAAAAUCUGAAGGUACACACUUGCUUAGAGAAGACCCAGUAAAUUUGACUAAAGUUGAUGAUAUUUGUCGGAAAAAUACUUCAAAAUCUAGUCAAAAAUCUUCACCUAAAACUCUAGAAACAAGCGAAUCUCCUUUAGAUAAAGACAGUAUUGAUAAUACAAACUUAUCACUAAAUCAAGAAGUAACUUUUAAAAAUAUUAACAAAAAACUCAAUAACGAUAUCAGAACCGAAGAACAGGCAUGGGACAUGCUUCUGUCUGAACCACCUGCACUUAAACCAGUAGUUGUAACAAAAAAUGAGCCGAUUCUGUUUGCUACGCUUGACAAAGUUGAGGAUGUCAAACCGAAAUCACGAAAGAACAGAAAAAUUAAAAAGAAUCAAGAUGAACUUCAAUCAAAGGAAGAUGAUGACAGUUUUAUUGAAAUACACGCAAUCGAAGAAAAGUCUCAGCCAUCAAGCGGAGAAUUAGUGUCCAUUUCGACAACGUUUGAAAAAUUUGAUCAAACUACAUCUUUUUCGUCUAAAAUAAAAAGUCUUCAGUCUUCAAAACGCUGUACACCAGAUCGUACUUCCGACGAUAGUUCAUCGAAUACACUUGAAACACAGUAUAUCGAUAGAGAAGACCCAAAGUCUUCUUCUCCGCGACUUAUUGAUGUUAAACUAUUUCAAGAUAAAACAAAGACCUCGUCCGUGGUAGAUCCUUUUAUUGAAACUUUUGAUACUACGCUUACUGUAAAAGAAAAACAUACUGGAUGUAAGAGUAAAUCCCCUUCACCUAAUUUUGAAAGACGAAAAUCCACAGAUAGAUUACAAGACAAAGAGGUUUUUGUUAUUAAUUCAACUGAAGAAGAUUAUCCUGAAAUACAGAUAACAAAAGCAAACAAGUUUCGUAAAAAGUCUCCACAAAUCGUUGACAAAAGAAACAAAGAUGAUAGUAAUUCAAUUUCAGCCAAAUCAUGGAGUUCUAUAGCUGCUUCCAAUACAAAGAAAUCUGUUGAACAUGUAGAUGAAAUGUCAGUGAUCGAUGACGUUACUCCUGACGAUGAACAGAAAAACGAUGUUACAAGCGGCUCUCGCGUUUCACUACAAGAAAAAUUAUUUGAACUCUGCAAACGGACUGAUAUAAUGGUGGCUGAAUGCGAUGCUCCCUCAGAACUUAAUUUUGUGGAAGAACAUCACUCUGCACCGGACGAGCUACCGCCACUUGAACCUUUAGAUUUCGCCCUAGAUGACUUUAAACUCGAGGUGAUGAAGGACAGCCUCAUCGACGUCAACGAAACCAAAUUAAACAGUCCCAUAUGCAAAAUUAAUAUUGACGAAAUCUUAUCAUCAAUGAAUUCGAAGAAGUCCAGUGAAACGGCUUGCUUUAGUUUAAUCGAUGUCCACAAUACCCCAGCAAGGAAAGAAAAGGGAUUUAGCGUGGUCGAGACGGAGAAAAUUACAUCGGAAGAUAUAAGAAUUGAUGAUGAAAUGAAAGACAAAUGUUCUGAUGUAAUGGAUAAGUCUUCGGACGAUGAUGGUACGUCGCCAGUAGUGUCUACAGAUAGUGAUAAAGAUGAAAGAAAGAAUAUGGGUGCUUCUAGCGUUCCAUUGCCAUCACCAAAGCAAACUAAACCUAAAAAAUCACGAAGGAAAAGAAAGUAAUUAUAAUCAUUGUGUUCUGUUCAAAUUUUGAGCCUUUCUAGUAACAUAUAAGUGAAGUGUACCUUUUACUUAAUUUAGGUAACCUUAAUCCCAUCCUUUAAAAAUAAAAAAAAAACAGCUUCAAUAUGUAGUUAAAUCAUAAUAAUUACCUUUUAGUCGUAGUAGUAAGAAAUUAUAUCGAUUAUAAAUAUAAAAUAAAAAAUAUAAAAAACAGAAAAGCCUAAAAACACAAGUUAGUUUCUUCUUUUCCUAAUCUAAUAUUAAUUACUUUUUUUGAAACGAACUAAACAAGAAAAAGCAGAGAAAUAAGUUAUACACUGUAAUGGUGAUACAACUGGAAAAUUAAUGAAAAUUAUUUAAAUAAAUAAUAAUUACCUAAUCUUAUUUAUGUAAAAAAUAAAACUAUUGUAAAAAGUAAAACCAAAAAAUUUUUUUAAUACAUUUUAUUUUUAUUACAUCAAAAUGUUUUCUCAUUCUUGUUUACGUAUUAUUAAUAAUUAUGUAGUGGUAUAAUUUUUAAAUGAACUUAGAUGUAUAAAAAACAAUUAAUGCACACCUUUUUUGGAAAGCCAACAAGAAUUCUUGGUUCAGUGUAUGCCAAUUCUUGUGUCUAUUGGCUCGCAAAUAAUCGCUGUCAACAGCUGUAAUCUUGCCGGUACCGACCGCAUAUAAAUUAACAACAAUAAAUCAGGAAGGUAUUUAUGGUUGCGAUUUAUGCAGCAUUACAUUAUUAUUCUUUUAAUCUUUUUCCAAUAAUAUUUCAGAUUCAAAUUAUUCAUCGUAUUGCAAUAAAUUUAAAAGAAAUGUUAAUCAUAUUUUAAUUUCGUUACGAGCUUCAUGCUUAUACUAUACUGCUUAAAUAAACGUUUGCUUGGUACGAUUGAAGUUAGAGUGCAGCCUUCUCACUGUCUAUCUGUAGUAAUGUUUUAGAAAAAAUAUUUAUCACACUAUAAUUUAUUCAUAUGAUAGGUUCCAGGUUACGAUGCAAGAAUGCAACUCUGUGUGUAAGGUUGUCUUACCGAUGUCUAGUUAUCAAUAUUUGUUAAGAUAACAAUAAUUCAUCUAAGAUAGUUUGGAUAAUCGUAGUCAGGGCCAGUACGAAUAAGGUAUAAAUUGGUUGCUUAUGUUUAAUUCGUCCGUUUUUAUUCAUAUAUAUAUUGUGUUACACAUAUAUUUAUUUCGGCAAAUUAUGACGAUUUAUGUAUUUUUAAUUGCUCAUCUUACAACUUGUGUAGUGCAUAAAACGAAGCCAACGUUAUGUGUCUUUCAAUACUUUCAGGCUUUUAUAGGAUUAUGAAAAAAGUGGCUGUUUUUUUCUGUAUGAACAACAUAGCAAAAUUACAUUAUUUGUUAUUUUUACACAAAAAAAAGAAGUUCUCUAUCUACGCAACAUUGAAAACUGUGUAUACAUUAUAUUAUAUUUUUUUUCUAUUUAGUUUAUAUUGUAAUCAAUGUUAUUUAUUGAUAUCACCGUAUUCAUUUCGGGGCAUACACUGUACAUUAUGUAUUUAUUGUAAUCAUGGAAUUAUUUUAUCAUUCUGUUUUGAUGAUUAUUACAUAUUUUGUUUUUAUUUAUGUGCUGUUAUUGAUAUCAUGCAAUAAUACCUCAGUAUUAUAGUAUUUUGUUGAUGCAUAAUAUGACAUAGUCGUUGGUAUUAAAUACCUUAGUUUAUUUAAGUAACAUUUAUGAUCAAUUUAGACAAAAUUAUAGUAGCAAUGAUUUAAAUCUAGCGCCGGCAAUACCUCCUUUACACAAAUGUAGCUGUUAUGACACUUGAGCAAUAAAAUUGUUUAUUUCAGACGUACUUACGAUGAUAGUUUAAUAUUGUUUUAGUAAUUUUUGAUAAAAUUUACUCGAUUUGUUAAUUUUGUAACAAAAAUGAAAUCUUGUGUUAUUGAAAAGACGCCGCGUGCACCUUAACUUGAAACUCGUGUGGGAUGGCGUUCCCAUCUUAAUGCACCUACCUUCACCGUAUAAAGCCUGUAUUUAAAUGCUUACAAUUUAGUAACAAUAUUUCCGUUAGUGUUGUUUAACAUAGCUCCGGCUUUUAAAAUUAGUUGAUAAAAUUAGCUUCGUAACGACGGACGCUUGUAUGAAUUUCCAUGAGAUACUAAUAUUAAGGGAAGUAAUUAAUAUAUAUAACAUCAAUGAAUAUAUAAUAUAACAUCAUUACUACCAACCUAUUACCGAUUUCUUCAAGCAAUCUUAUUUUUUUUAUGCACACUGUACAUGAAUACUACUUUGAUAUUACUGAAAUCCCAGGUUGCUGUGUACGAGUUUUACGUAUACGGUUGAAUUAUAACUAGCAUAUAUUUUUAUUUCAGGAUAGUACGUAUUGAAAUUGUUAGUUACGGAGUUUCAAAUGUGUUGGCUGUUUUUAAUUUAAAAGUGCUGUUUUCUGUACCUGCGGUGUAACGUAAUUUUUUUACUUAUUUAUUUUUGUUAGUGUAACAACACAUAUUAGUUCAAAUUUUGAUGCUUUUUGAGCAAUAUAUUAUUUACCAUGCUAUAGAGGAGACCCGUAAUUGAUAAAGUCUUUCUAUGUAGGUUGUUAAGAAAUUUCGUUAGUUAUUAAGGCGUACCAGAGAUUAUAUACUUCUUUAUCACUCUGAAUGUAGUCAUCAUCGGCACAUUUAAAAAAAAUCGUAACAGAUAAACGGUACAAAAAAUUGCGUCUGUAUAUCUGUCGAGAAGCAGAGAGGACAUAAAAUAUUCCUUCUUUCCUCCCGCGUGCGAGCGAGACGAAAAGACAAUUGUACGCAAGCAACAGGGUCAGAUAUUAAUAGGUCAAUGUACGAUAUUGUCGAUGCUCUGCGACCGAAUAUUAGAUUUUAGGCUGCUAUUUUCCCUUUAACAUGCACUAAAUAUGUAAAGAUGUUGCCAAAAGCACAGGCACAAUUAUAACAUUUAAAUAUGUACUGUAUGAACGUAAACCUCAAUAACAUUGUUAAUCGUGUAAGCUAGGUAAAAUAGAAUUGAUGUAUUAUGUUUAAAGAAGGUUGAUUCUCGUUAAAAAACCAAAGGUUUAUAUUAUUCACUUAUACACAUUAGAACGAACACACUGAAUAUUAUUGUCUAUUAGAUCGAACGCUUAUGAGAGUUUUUCCGAGAAUUAACCGUUUUGGAAUUAGUCAGAGUGGACAUGACAUAAUAAUACCAGAAAUAAAAAAAAGGAACGAAAAAUAAUUUCAAAUCAGAGUAUACAGUAAUUCUUUUUAUCUCCUUUUCCGAAUUUGAGCGCCUCAAGUGGACCUAUACCAUAUUAUUAGUCGAGUAGUAUGACAGUUUCUGGCAAAUUCACUUAUGUGCCUAUGUACAUACAUUAUCAAGAAUAUAAUAUAAGAAUAACAUAAAAAUAGUUGCAACUCUGUCUGCUUGCUUAAGAUAUAAGAUUUAAUUUGUUUGCCCUUUGCAAAAUAUAACGUCACCAACUGUGACAAGGACGGGGGAGGGGUCAAAAAAAAUAUGAAAUUCGUGUGAGGUAAUUUAUGGAUUACUAAUAAUAAUAUUAAUUAUUAAGCCCUAUUAAAAAUAAUAAUAAUGGAAAAUUCUUGUGAAAUAUGUCAUGCCCAUUCUGUGCACAAUAGAAACCAGCAGCUAUUAUUAAAUGUUGAUGUGUGUCGAAAAAUUGGCGCGUGUAUAGUGUUAUUAAUAAAUAUUUGGCUAUUAUUGAGAGAGUGUGUUAAAAUUUUGAAAUUCAAUAAAUGAAAAAUCAAAAACGA
Messenger RNA from Leptidea sinapis, 8621 nucleotides. RefSeq names its product breast carcinoma-amplified sequence 3 homolog. Gene Ontology annotation, biological process: autophagy; response to starvation. Gene Ontology annotation, molecular function: protein binding. The record is from RefSeq and is a predicted model, not a curated record. Gene Ontology annotation, cellular component: cytoplasm. The coding region runs from base 285 to 4898 and encodes 1537 amino acids. Lineage: Eukaryota; Metazoa; Arthropoda; Insecta; Lepidoptera; Pieridae. The transcript is spliced from 14 exons.